AUGGCUGCUUGUCUCAAUAAAUUGUCAGGAAGAAACGGAUUCGUGUCGUUCGCGAUGGCGUUGUUUCUGGUGCUGCUUCUACUGGCGGCACUCUCACUGAAUCCCUCGGGAGUUACGACCGUUGCUGCGGUGCCGCUGCGGGACUUUCGCGGCAGCAGGCGAAUUGGGGUUACCACCCGUGCGAGUGAGGUUGAGAUUCUCGCACCAGAUGCUGGCGGCAGCAGCAGCAACAACCCGCCUCUUCCCGUGGCGGGGAUUUUUGGCGACCUUCAGAGCCCAGCGGCCUCGGACUACUCCAUGUUCGUGCAAGCCAUGGCACCCCUUCAGCCCCCCAUGGACUAUGCUGCUUUCCUCAACGCACCUCAACACGGCAUUCGAUAUUCCAUCCUGCUUCUCCCAGCCGCCUCAGACUAUUCCAUGUUCGUGCAAGCCAUGGCGUCCCUCCAGCCCCCCAUGGACUAUGUUGCUUUCCUCAACGGGGCGGUGGGCAUGGCCAAUGGCAUCACCAUCCUCGCACCCUCCAAUGCCGCCUUCCAGGUCCUCGGCCCGUACACUUCAUGCCUCGCCAACUACACCCGAUCCGGCCCCAUGCUAGCCACUCUUCUCAACCACCACAUUCUCUACGGAAACUUCCCGGUGUCUGCGCUCUUUGACGGGCGGCGAUAUUUCACCCUUGCCAACACCAAUGUGCUUGUUACCCGGGCGGCAACGGGGGUGACUGUGGAGGGCGCCAGGGUGGUUGAGCGGAAUAAAUUUGCAGGGUAUAACGGCGUCGUGCAUGGAAUAGACCGGGUUUUGUUUCCACCAGGGAUAACCCCCUCGGUGAGUGUGGUGUGGUUGUGGUGCGUUCAUGGGGUGGUGGGUGCUGCUUGUGUGGGUGCAAGCAUGUGGGGUGCGUGUGUGGGUGCAAGCAGAGCGGCGAUACUUCACCCUUGCCAACACCAAUCCGCUUGUGACCCGGGCGGCAACGGGGGUGACUGUGGAGGGCGCGAGGGUGGUUGA
Molecule: messenger RNA, 1002 nt
Organism: Closterium sp. NIES-65
Lineage: Eukaryota; Viridiplantae; Streptophyta; Zygnematophyceae; Desmidiales; Closteriaceae
Source: the annotation of a GenBank genome assembly